AGCUUGAUAACAAAUGGUUAGCAGCAGGUAGCUAUCGCUUCGAGUUAAAGUGCAGCAACAGAAGUGUUUUGAACUGUCCAGAAGAUAUAUAUUGCUUUAAUAUUUUUUUUCGGACGCUUUGAAGAAUACAUCAACGGAUUUAAAGUUAUACAAACGUAUACCUUUAGCGCAACAAAUGGGUUUGUAAUGUACACGUUAGUUACUUAGUUACUUUUGCACUUCUUAGCUAUCGUUAGCAGCAAAUAUACGACAGUACACUUUCAUCUGCUCAUGCUAAAUGUAAACUUAUUUGGUUUGUAGCUAAGGCGAUAUUACAUUAUACUACCAUUUAAACAUGGUGUCUGUACUUUUCAUUCAUACGUCAAUAUGAUGUCAGUGAAAGCCUCAUGUAAACUUUAAUGAAACUUGUUUUAAACAUAUAUAAUUGAUAGUUGAAGGAGCUAGCGUAAACAGUCACAUGCACAUCCUCGACUGUCUAUGACUUAUAGUGUAACAGACAUAAUGCCUUGAAGGUUCACUUCGUUUGUAGGACUUUGCAAAUAGUAAUUGUGUACGCUAUUCACCAUGGCAAGUGCCUUAGCAGCGAAAUUGGGAUUCAACUCAUUGCUAAGAAAACAAGCCAAGAACUUUAACGUCAGGAUCUGCACAAUGGAGUCAGACAUGGAGUUCAGCUGCGAGGUCAAGUGGAAAGGGAAAGACCUUUUUGACUUUGUGUGUCAAACUCUGGGGCUGAGAGAGACAUGGUUUUUUGGACUCCGGUACGACAUCAAGGACACAGUUGCUUGGCUGAAGAUGGAAAAGAGGGUUCUGGAUCAGGAGGUACCAAAGGAGGAACCAAUCACUCUUCACUUCCUGGCCAAGUUUUACCCUGAAAAUGCUGAAGAGGAGCUUGUGCAGGAUAUCACACAGCAUCUCUUCUUCCUACAGGUGAAGAAGAAUAUCCUGGAGGAGGAGAUUCACUGUCCACCUGAGGCCUCCGUGCUGCUGGCCUCUUACGCCGUCCAUGCUAAGUACGGAGAGUACGACCCCAAUGUCCACAAGCCGGGCUUCCUGGCUGAGGAAGAACUGCUCCCAAAGAGAGUGAUAAACUUGUACCAGAUGACUGCAGAAAUGUGGGAGGAGAGGAUCACGGCGUGUUACGCGGAGCACAGGGGCAGGACGAGGGAAGACGCUGAGGUGGAGUAUUUAAAAAUAGCUCAGGACCUGGACAUGUAUGGCGUCAAUUACUUUUUAAUCAGGAAUAAAAAGGGGACAGAUCUUCUCCUGGGAGUGGACGCCCUGGGCCUGCACAUCUAUGAGCCGGACAACAGGCUGACACCAAAGUGCUCCUUCCCCUGGAAUGAGAUCCGCAACAUAUCCUACAGCGACAAGGAGUUUACCAUCAGACCUCUCGACAAGAAAACCAAUGUUUUCAAGUUCAACUCUUCGCGACUAAGAGUCAACAAGUUGAUCCUCCAGUUAUGUAUAGGGAACCAUGACCUGUUCAUACGCCGUCGGCGGGUCGACUCGCUGGAAGUCCAGCAGAUGAAAUCUCAGGCCAGAGAGGAGAGGGCCCGAAAACAGGUAGAGAGGCAGCGUCUGCAGCGGGAGAAGCAGCUGCGGGAGGAGGCAGAGAGAGCCAGGGACGAGCUGAAGAGGAGGCUGAUUCAGCUGCAGGACGAGGCUCACAUGGCCAACGACGCACUGCUGCGUUCAGAGCAGACGGCUGACCUGCUGGCUGAGAAGGCCCAGAUCGCGGAGGAGGAGGCUAAGCUGUUGGCCCAGAAAGCUGCCGAGGCCGAGACAGAAAUGCAACGCAUCAAAGUGACGGCCAUCCGUGGCCAGGAGGAGCGGCGGAUCAUGGAGCAGAAGAUGCUAGAGGCAGAGAUGCUGGCCCUCAAGAUGGCCGAGGAAUCAGAGAGGAGGGCCCAAGAGGCGGAGCAGCUGAAACAGGACCUGCAGGAAGCCAAGGAGUCGGAGCGCAGGGCGAAGCACAAACUGCUGGAGAUCACCAGCAGGGCUGUCUAUGCGUCUCCUGGCCUGCCGUCUGACAGCAUGCCUCCCGACCUGAGCUUCAGCAGGGAGAACCUCAGCUUUGACUUUAAAGACACCGACAUGAAACGCCUCUCCAUGGAGAUCGAGAAGGAGAAAGUGGAGUACAUGGAGAAGAGCAAGCACCUGCAGGAGCAGCUGAAUGAGCUGAAGACCGAGAUUGAGAGUCUGAAGAUGAAAGAGAGAGAGACUCCUCUGGACAUCAUCCACAACCAGAACACCGAGCAGGGGACCAGCAAGCAGAGCAACUUUAAAAAGCUAACACUACAGAGCACUAAGUCCAGGGUGGCCUUCUUUGAGGAACUGUAAACGACGUACCUGUAAAGGUGGAGAUCACACCUGCCAACAAUCUCAUGACUCUACAUUCCUGGUCAGUUUAAAUGUUCGGCCACCGCUGCGAGACCUUAUGCUCUUACUGGGAAACCACUAUGAAACAAAAUAUAAUUACCACUGCCUUGAUCUGCGGCAGCUCCAGGGACCACGUGUGUACGCACAAACACGCGCACACAUAAUGUCUCUGCACUGUGUUUACAGUCAGAGUGUGUGAAAUACAGCACAUUCUCAGUGAAAAGUUUGGUAUUGUUUUUUUCAUUCAUGUAAAGAACAAAGGUAGGUGAUGAGAAGGAAUAAAAAUGGUCUUUGACUGAUCCAGUGCCACUGUGGCUGUAAUGAGAGAGUACUUUGAAUUAAAGAACGGUUAUUAUACUAAGUCUGGGAUGACCUACAUUUUUGAAGUGUUUUGAAUUCUAAUUUAAAAAGAAUUCUAAAGGAUAAAGUUGAACAAAAGAACAGAUUGAUUAUAUGAAAUGUCCUUAACCUGAUGCAAAUAUUUGAUAUUUAGUGGUCAAGGGCAGCUUAGACUGCCAAUUUGAUUUAUAAUGCAAAACAGAAAUCCACAAAAUAUGUUGUUAAACAUUUUUUGUAUGAAUAAGAAAUGAAAAUAGCAUUUAUUUUCCAAUAUACAUUCCGUUCAUUGUUAAUACUAGGAGUUGAUGGGCUGUGGUAGAUAUUAAUGAUGCCAUCAACUGGAGAAUCCACUUGUGUCACUUAUACGAGUCAUUUGUCUUGGUUGUGUUGUUUGAGCAGGGUUUUCUACAUCUCAAUCUAUUUCCAUGUUUGUGUCUUAAUGCAAUUUUAAUGGUAAAUGUAAACAUAUUGUUGGUACACGAGGCCUUUGGACCUGUGUUUACAUCCUGUGAUAAACAGAAGAGUCAUGUUUCUCUGCCUCACUUUUUUAGGAUGUCCUUACACACUGUAGCGAAGGAACUGUGAUUCUGAGAUGCGAGCUUGUGUCACAGCUGUCCGGUUUUUUUGUGUUUGUGAAGACAGCCACUUGUAUCAGAAAACAUGAAUUUGCAUCUAUUUUGAAUUAAUGUGUCUUUUUGAGUUACUGUGUUCUUUUUCCUCUGAAAGCAAUUUAUUUUAGGGAAUUAAAAUCUGAAGGAUUUUUCUUUUUUUCAGGACUGCAUUUAAACAGGAUAUUUAGCAGUAUUUAAAAUAAACUUUAGGUAAAGUUACCUUUUAUAACAAGAUAUCCAUUUUUUACAGAAACAUUGUACCAGAUAUGUAUGUUUUGAGUGGAAAAUAAAAGAAUAUCAGGUUUGA
Molecule: messenger RNA, 3636 nt
Organism: Eleginops maclovinus (Patagonian blennie)
Lineage: Eukaryota; Metazoa; Chordata; Actinopteri; Perciformes; Eleginopidae
Gene: nf2a
Product: NF2, moesin-ezrin-radixin like (MERLIN) tumor suppressor a
Biological process (GO): regulation of organelle assembly; regulation of hippo signaling; regulation of cell shape
Cellular component (GO): apical part of cell; plasma membrane; adherens junction
Molecular function (GO): integrin binding; actin binding
Source: RefSeq, a predicted model, not a curated record